Molecule: messenger RNA, 1128 nt
Organism: Zea mays
Lineage: Eukaryota; Viridiplantae; Streptophyta; Magnoliopsida; Poales; Poaceae
Exons: 6
Coding region: 1-1050 (349 amino acids)
Source: RefSeq, a predicted model, not a curated record
AUGGACCGCUUCUGCCCGGCCCAACAACACAUAGGUGUGUGCCGACUGGUGACCCCCGAAGAUCAGCCUCCACCUCUUCGGCCUAGCAGCCCCAUACGCGCUUGCACCCACCUCAGACGUGUUGAUGGGUGGACCCCUCCUACUGCAUGUGGGCCGCCGGUCCGCACCAAACGCAUCGCCGCCGGUGUACGCAGUGACGCCGCCGCCCUUGCUCCGUCGUCAAGGUUCCGCGUCGUCCCAACCAUCGCGUCUGCAUCUUCAUUUUCGUAUCACUUCGAGGUCAAGGUCUUCGGUUCCAAGAUCAUCUGGGAUUCUAGGACUUCGGUUGCAACCUCCACUCAAGCUAAGAUGGACAAGUCUGGCAAAGUGAUUGCUAAGUGGGAUAGUAGAGCAACAAAAAUUUACACAGAAAUAUGUGUAGAAGAGGUCAAUGCAUGGAACAGGCCACAACAUUUCCUAAACGCCGAAGGUGCGCCAGAUGAGUGGUGGGCCAAGCAAAAUGAAGCAAUGCCAGGUUGUAUUAUGUUCAAAACAGCCCCCCUAGAGAAUGAGGACGAGCUAAAGGUUAUGUUUGGACCCAUUGUCUGCACAAAUGAAAGAACCCUUGUUCCUGGCGUCGAGGAUGCUAAUUCAUCAUCUGAUGAUCAUUUCGAAGCCACUUUAGGUGGGGGUGAAAACAGCACACCUGAUCCAUGUUCAAAUGCGACUGGGAAGCGUAAGGUGUGUCAUGAUUCUCUUAAACCAAAGAGGAAAAAAGAUUCGAGGGAAGAGUACAUGAAACGCCUUGUGGAGGCUUUUGAGUCGCGUUCAAGGACCACUAACAAGUCCAUCACCUCUAAUGAGACCGACCCUGUGCGUGUUGAGGUGAGUGCGCAGUUGCAACAAGUGAUCGAUGAUGGUUCUCCAGAAGGCAGCGACCUCCAUUUGUUUGCCACUCAUCUGUUCACUUCAAAAAAGUAUAGAGACAUAUUUUCUGCACUGAAGACAUCAGAAGGAAGGAACGCUUGGCUGCGCCAUGCAUUCGAGAUAGAUGUUAAAAAGUCCACCUAGAUGCUGCUGGUCCGACAACAGAGGCUUAUGUUCAGUAUUAUGUUAGUUGUGUCUGCUUCAUGAGUCAUGUCGUGUCAG